AUUAUAUUGGCAUCCCUGCGAGAGUUCGAUCGAGAAUCAUCUUCAUCUCGAUAUCCUCUCGUUUAACCUCUUUCGGAGACUUCGUGACCGGUGAAAAAAAUCGGAAUAAUCGCAGAAGGAUUUUUGCGAGAGUCGCGAGUUGAUUUUUCGUCGAUCGCUCGGAGCAUCGUUCACUGACCAGCACACAAUCCUUGGCGCAUUGCAUCUCUGGCCAACAUGGCGGCGACGUUAGGUCGGAUUUGUAAAUCGGGUCUUUUAAAACCGAAUUACGGCACCUUAAUCGGCCAGACGAACAAUUUCUCUACUGUGAAAGAUUGGUCAAGGGGUCGAAAAGUGUUAUUAACAUGCUUAGGAGUGACAGCUGGAGGCAUCAGUGCCUUUAUUUAUGCUUUAGAUAGCUCAGUAAGAGCUGGCGAUUUAGUAGCUCAUGCACCGACAUACAAAUGGGAUUUUUAUGGAUGGUUUAAUUCAUUAGAUCAUGCUAGUAUGCGACGAGGAUGGGAGGUCUAUAAGAAUGUAUGUGCUGCUUGUCACAGUUUGCAAUAUGUGGCAUACCGUCACCUUGUUAAUGUUACUCACACUGAAGCAGAAGCCAAAGCUCUCGCGGAAGAAGUCAUGGUGGAAGAUGGCCCUAAUGAUGUAGGAGAAUAUUAUAAACGUCCAGGAAAAUUAUUCGAUUAUAUACCAUCUCCAUAUCCAAAUGAAGAAGCUGCUAGAGCAGCAAACAAUGGUGCUUAUCCACCUGAUCUAUCUUAUAUAGUUAAUGCCAGGCAUAAUGGAGAAAAUUACAUUUUCUCCUUAUUGACUGGAUACUGUGAUCCACCAGCUGGUAUAAAUUUGAGAGAGGGACAAUAUUUCAACCCAUAUUUCUUAGGUGGUGCCAUUGGUAUGGCACAGGCUCUUUAUGACGAAGUCUUGGAAUAUGAAGAUGGUACUCCUCCAACUGCCUCUCAAAUAGCAAAAGAUAUUACUACAUUUCUAAUGUGGACUGCCAAUCAUGAAUUCGAUGAUCGAAAACGAAUGGCUAUCAAGGCUAUUGGAAUAAUGUCAAUUCUCGUUGCUGCGUCAAUAUAUUUCAAACGACACAAGUGGACGACUAUAAAGAGCACAAAAAUAAUGUUUAUUCCUAAAAAAUAAUACCAUUAGCUAUCGUGCUGGAAAUUAACUCGGCGAUGUUAGCUAUUGUGCUGGGAUGUAGUUUCACAAUUUAAGCAAUGUAUCCAGCAAGUUAUGGCUCCUUUCUGAAGAUUCAAACUUACUCAUAUAGCAUUUGACAUAAAUUGAAUUGUCAAUUUGUCAUCACCAAAACUAUUAAAUUAUACAUUGUACAUAGCUAUAUAUCAAAUGGAGUCCAUCGUCUGAUUUAAAUAAAUUGUUAAACAUAAA
Cataglyphis hispanica is the source of this 1386-nucleotide messenger RNA. RefSeq names its product cytochrome c1, heme protein, mitochondrial (gene Cyt-c1). The record is from RefSeq and is a predicted model, not a curated record. The coding region runs from base 217 to 1137 and encodes 306 amino acids. Lineage: Eukaryota; Metazoa; Arthropoda; Insecta; Hymenoptera; Formicidae. Gene Ontology annotation, biological process: mitochondrial electron transport, ubiquinol to cytochrome c. Gene Ontology annotation, molecular function: electron transfer activity; heme binding. The transcript is spliced from 8 exons.